CCCUCCCCUCUAAUAUAGCCGGAGGAGAGGGGGGGCGUGCGCGUCUCGUUUCUCCGCGUGACUGUCUCGCGCUCAGGUGCGGGUCUCGCGCGCCCUCCCCCAGUUCAAGCCUCGGGCGCAGGAUGGGUGGCGCGGCCGCCUCGGUGCGGCCUCUGUGGCUGCUCUGGGUCCUCCUCGGCCUCAGCGCCGGUGCCCACAGGGCGCGAAAGCCCAACGUAGUGCUGAUCCUGACCGACGACCAGGAUGCCUGUCUCGGUGGGAUGACACCAUUGAAAAAGACCAAUGCCCUCAUAGCAGAGAUGGGAAUAAGCUUCUCCAGUGCUUAUGUACCCAGUGCAUUGUGCUGUCCAAGUAGAGCCAGCAUCUUAACAGGAAAAUAUCCUCAUAAUCACCAUGUUGUUAAUAACACUUUGGAGGGAAAUUGCAGCAGCAAAUCCUGGCAGAAGAUUCAGGAACCAUAUACCUUCCCGGCUAUUCUCAAGUCUAUGUGUGGCUAUCAGACUUUCUUUGCUGGGAAAUACUUGAAUGAGUACGGAGCAGAAGAUGCUGGGGGAAUUGGCCAUGUUCCUCCUGGAUGGAGUUUUUGGUAUGCACUAGAAAAAAAUUCGAAGUACUACAAUUACACACUUUCAGUAAAUGGAAAAGCACGGAAGCAUGGUGAAAAUUACAGUGUCGAUUACCUGACUGAUGUACUGGCCAACAUGUCCCUGGAUUUUCUGGAAUAUAAAUCCAACUUUGAGCCAUUCUUCAUGAUGAUAGCAACUCCAGCACCACACUCACCUUGGGUAGCUGCUCCUCAAUACAAGAAGAGCUUCCAGAAUGUCAGUGCUCCAAGAAACAGUAAUUUCAAUAUUCAUGGAAAGGACAAGCAUUGGCUCAUCAGGCAAGCAAAGACUCCAAUGACUAAUUCAUCAAUACAAUUCCUAGAUGAUGCUUUUAGGAAAAGGUGGCAGACUCUACUAUCAGUGGAUGAUAUGAUAGAAAAACUUGUGAAGAGGCUGGAAUUCCAUGGGGAACUGGAUAAUACAUACAUCUUUUAUACAUCAGACAAUGGCUUUCAUACAGGUCAGUUUUCUUUGCCUAUUGACAAACGUCAACUCUAUGAGUUUGACAUUAAAGUGCCCUUGUUGGUUCGAGGACCAGGAAUCAAACCCAACCAGACAAAUAAGAUGCUUGUGGCAAAUAUUGACUUAGGUCCUACUAUUUUAGAUAUUGCAGGCUAUGACCUAAAUAAAACACAAAUGGAUGGGAUGUCACUUUUACCACUUCUUAGAGGAGAUGCAAAUGUGACCUGGAGAUCAGAUGUUUUGGUUGAAUAUCAAGGAGAAGGGCAUAACAGCAGCGAUCCUACCUGUCCUGCCCUCGGGCCUGGCGUCACUCAUUGUUUUCCAGAUUGUGUUUGUGAAGAUGCUUACAACAAUACAUAUGCUUGUGUAAGGACACUCUCAGCUUUGUGGGAUCUACAGUACUGUGAAUUUGAUGAUCGGGAGGUAUUUGUUGAAGUUUACAACUUGACUGCUGAUCCACACCAACUAAACAAUAUUGCAAAAACAAUAGAUCAAGAAAUCUUAGAAAAAAUGAAUUAUCGACUAAUGAUGUUGCAGUCCUGUUCUGGAUCAACUUGCCGCACACCAGGAGUCUUUGACCCAGGGUACAGGUUCAAUCCACAUCUGAUGUUCAGCAAUCACGGAACUCCACCUCGCAGACUUUUCACGCGUUCCUUGUAGCUGCAUCCACUAUCCUGUUUUGUUCAUUUUCUCAAAGCCACUGCAGCAGAUCCGCCUCAUUCAUUUGGACCACACUUUAAAAGACGCUGUCAGCUGGCUUGGGAGGAAACUUCCACCUGGUUACCAUGCGCAAUACAUGUAUAUUGCAGACGUGGUCAGUCUAAUCUACUCAGCUCUAUGAUAUCCAUUUUUAAAAGGCUGUUACUAUAUUAACUCAAUGAGUCUCAUUCAUUGUUGUUUGGUAUAAAUGAGGUUGUUAACUGCUUAAAAACUUAAUAUAUGGGAAGAACUGGAUAGGGGUAGGAGUAAGUUGUGCUGCAUCUGUUUCAGAGCCAGAGGCCAGAGCCACUGCUCAGUAAGCUUUUUAAGUGAGUGUGGUUCUCGGAUGUGUUUCUACUUUGAGUCUAAUAUAAUCAAGUUAACCAGGCAGGCUGCCAUCCAUCAUCUUCUCAGCUCUCCAGUCUGGUGUUGUGGAUCAGAAUUUGUUUGCCUUAUGUUGUCUUCAUGUUAUCAUCAAUUCAGUUUUCUGAACUUUGUUAUCCACUGAAUGGACACUGUUCCCAAAGGCUCCUCAGCAUCCAACAUUUUCUGUUUUGUAUGGUAACAAAUGAGUUACGUGAAUCUAGGCUAAUUCAAUUAUGUAAUUCUCAAGAUUUGUAUCUAACAUUCUAAUUUAGCAAUGUAUAACAGAAAAUGAGGUUUGAGUCUUCUCUUCCCAGAAAGUUGUUUUGGGAUCAAAAGUUAAUUAGGUUUAGCCCACGCUAAGAGCCCUUUAUGCUAAAGGAUUGCAAGUUGUAUCUCUUUAGUGCUCAAGCUUGAUGCUUGGGACAGCAGUAAUUGCUGGUCAUUUUUAAUUCAUAUCCACUUGGUGAUGUGAAGUACAGUUUCAGCACUUUUUCAGAAUUGAGAAGCUAGUAAUAUUUUAAUGCAUUAUCCUAUAAUUGUCCUUAAAGGUAAUAGAUUAAUGGUUAAGCAUAUGUGUAGCUAAUAGGUACGUCUUCUAGAAUGAAGAAUUUAUGUCGUAUUUCAUUCAGGAUGGUAUGCAAACACCAGUAGAAGCUGCUUUCGAUGUGGUAACCUUUUGUUAAACUGACAGCAGAGAUUGAGGGGCAACAGGUAUUCCCUGAGAUUACAGUAGGACAUCUGGGAUAUGUGGUAUGUACAUUGCAUCAAGUGCAAAUGUAUCAAGAAACUGCCUUUUGAAAGGAGAGAUUGGUAAAUUAUGGAAAAGAAAAAUGCCUUCUUUGGAACCCUUGUAUGCCAUGUGCAGCAGAUUUUAGUUUGUACUUGGACAUCAUGAGAAGAAUCCUUCAGCAUCAAAGUAGUCCCACAAUUGAUUUUUCAGUUAAUCUGAUAAAAAUUGAGAUUUCAGGAUGUAUUUUGUAGAUAACAUGAAAGCUAGUCGAUGAGUAACAGUAAAUUGCAUGUUUCUCAUAUGAAACAGCUGCUAAUAAGCAAAGAUUAACUUAUUAAAGAAAUUGGUCAUUUGAUGAGCUCCUUUGAUUUAUUUUUUUAAGGAAACACAUGUAUACUAACAAUACUGUUCUAAGCAGGAACUUUCAUCUUGCUAAUCAAAAUACAUUAGGUGUGACCUUUGAAAAUGGGAGCAGAUAGUGGAUAGCUUAAAGUCAUUUAAGUGUCCAGCUACACUUAACUACAACUUUCAACUGGCAUUAUAGUGUUGUGCAUGGUAAUGUAAUAGCAGUUGAUCAUGUUCCCCCACUCUCAGUUGUCCAUCUUUUCCUGCUGUUUUUAAUGAUCUUGUUCUCUAAAUGAGAAAUUAAUCACCUCACAGUAACAUAGCCACUAAUAUUUGUCUUGUGUUUUAUUUGCUGUUUACUGCUUGAUAUGGAUAGGUAUUCUAUCUCAACCUUCGGUUAGGUGUACAGUAGGCCAAAAUGAACUGCAGUAUAUUUUAGCGGCCUUCUUAGUGACUCAGCCACUAACAAAUAACUUGAACACAUAUAUUACAUGGUUUAUGUGUAGUACUGAACUUACCAUUUUAUUGCAUAUUUGUUAGAGCAAAGCUAUAGUGCUACAUGGGCUAGGUUUCUUGGCAUGGAUGCUAACUGCUGAGUCAAUAUAACCCCCCCAAAACAGGGUGUAGAUACAUAUUUACAUAUUUAACCUAACUCCAUUCAGUAAAAAAUCCUGAGCCCCUAAAAGCUGCCUCCUCUCUCAUCUCUUGCACAUGUACCAUGCACUACUCUAACCCUCUUUGGAAAUGGUGAUUGACAUCAUCUGUUGCCUAUUUAGAUAAUCAAGUUGGGGUUUGGCUCUUGCCUGCUUGCACUUUAAGGACCCAUUUAACUGCUGGAUGCUAAGAAAGGCCUUAAAGAAUAUUAGUCUUACAUAAAGAGUGGCUUUAAAUCACUUGAGCAUUAAACUGGUAUGGCAACAAACUAAGUAAUGGUCGAGUCUGUCUAGAAAACUGACACAGAAGCAACUCUUACCCAUGAGAAAUAGCUGCUCUAUAUCAUGAGCAAGUAGCCCUGCAGUAACUCAGCAAUUCAGUAAUUAUGCUGCAUAACUCUUACAGAAAGCACUACAGAGCAGCAGAACAAAUAAGUAUUAAUUAGAAAGUUUAUCUUUGCCAUAAUUGACAGCUCUUAAAGUUUAAGUAGUACUUUCUCAUGUAUAGCAUGCCACUCUUAAGAUUUAUUCUAAAAACUAUUCAAAAAGUACCAGAUGGUUUCAAAGGUGUAUUAUUUUGGUAAUGCACUAUAGAAUAAACAAGCUUUGUACCUCUCUGAUUUGUACCUCUUUCUGUGCUUGCAGCAGUCUUCUUCAGCACUUUCCCCCCUUCAGGACAAAGGCUAGUACAAGUCUGUAAUGCUGUGUGAAGCCAUGAAAUCAGAUGUUCUGUUUUAAGGCCCUUAUAUUCCUCCUGUGUUCCCUUAAUGAAGAAUGACACUGUACAUAUCAACCUUCUUGUUCAUGAUUCAUAGAAUUGUUUAGAAAGUGCCCUUUGAAGGACCCUGUAUAUUGCUGCACUUUUCAGUAAAUAAGUAUCUCAGUAAAGUUUCUGUACAAAACAAAUUGUGAACUAAAAUUAAAGACAAAUUGUUUAGCAAUUUAUGUCA
Molecule: messenger RNA, 4810 nt
Organism: Eublepharis macularius
Lineage: Eukaryota; Metazoa; Chordata; Lepidosauria; Squamata; Eublepharidae
Gene: GNS
Product: glucosamine (N-acetyl)-6-sulfatase
Exons: 14
Coding region: 123-1727 (534 amino acids)
Biological process (GO): glycosaminoglycan metabolic process
Molecular function (GO): glycosaminoglycan binding; N-acetylglucosamine-6-sulfatase activity
Source: RefSeq, a predicted model, not a curated record